Nematostella vectensis (starlet sea anemone) is the source of this 1325-nucleotide messenger RNA. RefSeq names its product ras-related protein Rab-21. Gene Ontology annotation, molecular function: GTPase activity; GTP binding. Gene Ontology annotation, biological process: Rab protein signal transduction. The record is from RefSeq and is a predicted model, not a curated record. NCBI's taxonomy places the organism in Eukaryota, Metazoa, Cnidaria, Anthozoa, Actiniaria, Edwardsiidae. The transcript has 8 exons. The coding region runs from base 162 to 812 and encodes 216 amino acids.
ACCAUGACGUCACCCGUCACGAGGAUUUCAACAUCAGUAAAUUCAAGAUGGCUUCCAGUCUUGCAACCUAAUCAUUGGAUCACGGAGCUACAUUCUCUAUAUUUUAUCGUCUAAACGAGGAAACAAAGUAGAAUUUUCGAGUAUUUUAUGUUCUAUCGAUAAUGGCAGCGGCGAGUCGGCAAAAUCAGUUUAAAGUUGUAUUGCUAGGGGAAGGAUGUGUUGGAAAAACAUCGCUUAUGCUGAGAUAUGUUCAGGAUAAAUUUAACGACAAGCAUCUUACGACAUUACAGGCAUCAUUUCUGAACAAAAGACUAAAUAUCAACGGACAACGAGUCAAUCUUGCUAUUUGGGAUACAGCAGGGCAAGAGAGAUUCCAUGCUCUAGGGCCAAUAUACUACAGGGAUAGUAAUGGUGCAAUACUUGUUUAUGAUAUUACUGAUGAAGAUUCAUUUCUUAAGGUUAAAAAUUGGGUGAGGGAGUUGAAGAAAAUGCUAGGGGAUGAUAUCUGCCUGUGUAUAGCAGGUAACAAAAUUGAUUUAGAGAAAGACAGACACGUUGAAGCUUCUGAUGCUGAGGCUUAUGCUAAAACUGUUGGUGCCAAGCACUUCCACACAUCAGCAAAACUGAAUAAAGGGAUAGAGGAAAUGUUCUUCGAAUUAACAAAAAGAAUGGUAGACCAACAAGAAAAAGCCACCACGAAAACCAACACCAAUUCUCUUGAAAGAGGAACAUCCAGAAGAAAAAAUGUAGUAAUCGUUGACGAGCAGCCGUCAAAACAAAAAAGUGGAGGGUGUUGUGGCGGGAGCUCUUAGACGAAAAAUGAGAACUAAUCGCAGUUUUGUAACAAAAUAUAAUGGGCAUUAUAUAAGCUCCAUAUUGGCUAUAUACAGGUCCCAUAAGACCUGCCUAUAUUAGCCCAAUAUUGGUCUGCCACACAAAGUCUAGCAUAGGCUUUUUCAAAUGAGUCCCUUGUUGUAAGGUUUAUUAGAGAUAAUGAAUGAGAUAAUUAGCUCAUGAACCUUUGACAAUUGUGCAUCAGUGACAAAAUGAAAGCUAAGAAAUGCAUCCAGGUAACCAAAGGAGACUAAUUUUCCAAGGUGACGAUGGGGAAAAGGGCCAGUGGAAAAUAAAAUUAGAUUUAGAACUGUAGAUAGAAAAGAAGAUGGUCUAGGCAGCAUCACUUAGUACUAUGCAAAACACAUUCUCAGGAAAAGUUUGUUGUAUUACUUGGUCCAUAUUUUGUUUCUGUUUUCACCUUUUUCUCUGAAAUAAAGAACAUGCUAUAAAAAAACAAACUGAAUAUAUUAAAGAAUGUUGGCCAGAAA